AUGUUGGUUGGGUAUGGGUGCCCGGAAUCAGUGGCUGCAUCACCGAUGCUCAUCUCUUCUCGAACAUCGGAAUGUGGUGAUCCCCCUAUAGAGAGUGAUGAGGGAUACGGUAUAUCGGAUAGCGGUGAAACAAGCCGACGUUCGACUAUUAGCAGGAUGGAUAUGGUGGAGCUAAGCCGUGACUUGGAGGUGAAAAACAAGUAUCCUGAACUGUAUCAAAUGAUCGUUGCACAGCGGCGUUUUGGCUCGACGGAGAAUCGUGAUGCUCCCAUUGUCGUUCACAAUGCGAAUCGAGACUCCUCCAAAGAUGACGAUUCUAAGCAGUUACUGUAUGGGGAAGCGGUUGAGCUGCUAAAACGUUGCCGUAAACAAGAGCGUCAACUGCGUGAAAUGCAGAAGAGUUAUGACAAUUUGCUUAGCGUUAAUAAGCAAAUUAAAGAAACUUAUGUGAAAAUCUAUGCCAAAGCUGAACAAGAGGAGGAGUAUAUUUCGAAUAUUUUACUGAAAAGAAUACAGAAAUUGAAAAAUGACAAGGAAACGUUGGCUCAGAAGUACGAACAGGAGGAAGAGUUUCUUACGAAUGAUUUGAUGAGAAAAAUCAAGCAGAAUCGUCCACGAUCAGGGGCUGCAUUCAAGUCUGUAUCCUCAACGUUGUCCCUGAUUCUACCGAUUUUCGGUGCCGUACAGUUGCAAUCUGAACGUGAUGUGCUGGAGGGAAACGUAAAAAGUGAACAAGCCAGUGUGAUUGACAGCCUACUGACAACAAUUCGUCGCAUGGAAAGCGAAAUGGCCGCAGGGCGAAAGAAUAUGGAUCGUAUGCGUAAAGAGAAAAUUGAUCAGGAAAAUGCUCUUGAACACGAACAAGAGCUUCUGUUUAAUACUCUGGGAAAACAAAUGGAUCAGCUGAAUCAGGAAAAAAGGAAGAUGCAGGCGAGUCUCCAGAAGGCGUACCUGAACGGUUUUAUUGAACCAGAUGAUGAGGUUGUUGGUUCUUUGGUCAACCAGAGUGAGAAUAAUGAUCGUGGACCGAUGGAUUGUGGUAAUCGCAGCGGCUCUGAAGUGGCAAGGUUACGAUCGCAUCUCAGACGUGUAGAACACCAACUGGCCGAAAUGCGUGAAAGGGACUCGAACAAAGCGGCUCAAAUUCGUCAGCUAGAAGAUGUUAUCAGCACAUUGCGCAAAGAGAAAAACGAAAUGUCGCGAAAUAUCGAAGUGGCUGUAUCGAGAUUUUCAACGAAAAUGGAUUCCAUGACAUCGCUUAUUCGACCGGACUUGAUGGGUCCACCGUGCGUACCUCAACAUACAUCUCGUCACGCUGAUGGCAAUGUGUCCGAUAUGGAUGAUAGCAGUUCACGUGGAUCACUAUCGCAGUCUGAUUUCAGCAUGAAUUAGGUUCAUGCAUUGCAUGCUAUGGAGCAGCUUUAUCCGAGUACCACGCGGACUAUUAUAGCUUUUUGA
This is a messenger RNA of Haemonchus placei, 1458 nucleotides long. NCBI's taxonomy places the organism in Eukaryota, Metazoa, Nematoda, Chromadorea, Rhabditida, Trichostrongylidae. The record is from the annotation of a GenBank genome assembly.